UGUGAAGCGCAUGCGCCAUGUGAAGGUUUUGCUCCGCGCAUCAAUGCAGCAAUGUGCUAGUUUGAGAGAGGAGGCGACCGGGGAGCAGGUGAGAGAGAGACAGAACGAGAGAGGGGAGAAGAGAAAAGAGGGAGGGAUAGUUUUUUGCACUUCAACACAGACGGUGUGGGAGGACGACGCGCUUGGAGCUUCAGAAAAGCCGCUGUCGUUCACACGCUGUGCUCUUUUCCUCCCCCUGGCACCGUGCGCGCUCGCCAAGCCGCACUGUUUGGAGAUAGUCCGCGCGGAAAGUUUUUGGAGCAUAAAGUCUGGAGCCGAUCAAUUAAUGUUUUUAUUUAUUUUUUUCGGUGAGGCGGAUGAAUGACUUGCUUUUUUGAGAGUGGAGACUUUUAAUUCGAGUUGGGGAAUUGUCUUGAGUCGUUUUUGUUUUUUUGCGCAGAAUGGAAGGUAAAUUGACAAGUCGUUUGUGGCGAGGAUCACCGUGUGGAUCUUUCCGCAGGUAAAACGCGCCGUGGCGUGAGCGUGUGAUCUGCUGGAAUUAAUUGUCUUAACAUUUUUACACGUCUUUUUCUUCUUCUUCUUCUUGUGGUGUAGUUUAGCUGGAUUCUGGGACAGUUUUCCACUUGGACAGGCAAGUUUCAUGCUGCUUUUAAUUAGAAGCGAAUCAACAGUUAGGUUUCCGCCAGUGGCGCUUUGGGUUGCCGUAGGUGGUUGUAUUUGUUAAUAGGUACCGCAAAGUCACGCACUGAAUCGUGAAAGGAAAGGACUAUUUCCACACACUGUCACUAGAUACUUUAUCCAUCCCGCUGCUUACUACCAGACUUUAAGCUGUUAAGCGCACGGAGCGCUUGCACUGAUUUUUUUUUUUCGAGGUGUGCGUCAAACACUAAACCUGAAGAACUCUCAGCUUUGACUCCCUGAGUUGCACUUUGUUCAUCCCAACCAGGCAUUUUCCAAGAGAUUCCGGGGAAAACGAAAAAAAGAAACUCCGGUACUUGCCUUGAGUGCAGCGGAAAAGGAAAUCUUAAAUCACCUGGCCUGCACUGUGAUUAUUGGUUUGAUAUCGUCUGCAGAGAGUGGAUUACGGCUUCUAACGGGCUGUGCUCCCCGAUCACUGGCAGUAUGAACCUGGGGCUAGGCUGUGUGCGUCGGCCGAUUUGCUGGCCCUUUGGCAGCGUGUUGGACUCCAGACACUGUGUCUUUGCCCUCACACUCCUCACUCUCCUCAUGCAGGUGGUGGUGGAGGCCAACUCAUGGUGGUCUCUGGCCAUGAACCCUUUACUAAUCCCAGAGGCCUACAUCAUCGGCGCCCAGCCUCUGUGCAGCCAGCUGGUGGGCCUGUCGCAGGGCCAGAAGAAACUGUGCCAGCUCUACCAGGACCACAUGCAGUACAUCGGUGAAGGUGCCAAGACGGGCAUCAGAGAGUGCCAGUACCAGUUCAGACAUCGGCGCUGGAACUGCAGCACAGUGGACAACUCCUCCGUUUUUGGACGGGUCAUGCAAAUAGGCAGUCGAGAAACGGCAUUCACGUAUGCCAUAAGUGCCGCCGGAGUGGUGAACGCCGUGAGCCGGGCCUGCAGAGAGGGUGAGCUUUCCAGCUGUGGGUGCAGUCGUGCUGCUCGCCCCAAAGAUCUUCCCCGAGACUGGCUCUGGGGCGGCUGCGGAGACAACCUCAAUUAUGGCUACAGGUUCUCCAGGGAGUUUGUGGAUGCCCGUGAGAGGGAGAAGAGCUUCCCCAAAGGCUCACACGAGAAUGCACGGCUGUUGAUGAAUCUUCACAAUAAUGAGGCAGGACGGAGGAUUGUGUCAGACCUUGCCCACGUGUCCUGCAAGUGCCACGGAGUAUCAGGUUCCUGCAGCCUGAAGACCUGCUGGCUGCAGCUGGCCGACUUCCGCAAGGUGGGCGAUGCACUGAAGGAGAAGUAUGACAGUGCCGUAGCCAUGAAACUCAACUCGAGAGGAAAGCUGGUGCAGAUGCACAGUAGGUUCAACCCUCCCACGAACCAUGACCUGGUGUACAUCGAGCAAAGUCCAGACUACUGCUUGAAGAACCAAAGCACAGGCUCUUUGGGCACAGUGGGGCGGCUUUGCAACAAGACCUCAGAGGGCAUGGAUGGGUGUGAGCUGAUGUGCUGCGGAAGAGGUUAUGACCAGUACAAGGCCCAGAUAGUGGAGCGGUGCCACUGCAAGUUCCACUGGUGCUGCUACGUCAAGUGCAAGCGCUGCACCAAAGUCGUAGACCAAUUUGUCUGCAAGUGAGAAGAAGAGUGUUGCCUGUGUGUAUUUGCUUGCAGAUAAUGGGCAUAAAUCUGUGUGUAUUCAUGAGCAGAGGAGCUGAACACAGAGAAUGGAAGAAAGAAACUAUAUAAAUUAUAUUUAUAGAGUUAAACAAUUAUGCCAUUGCAAAAAGACUUAAAAAAUCAUGUCCUCAGAAACUGAGAGUAUUGUGAAAUAUUUAUUUUCAGAUUGUAAUGUUUUAUUUUGGCCCGCUCAUCAGCAGAAAACUUAAAUCUUUCAAGUGCCUAAAUCUGGCUGGAAAUUUUAUACCACGGUUCCUUUUAACUGUUUUUUUUUUUUUUUUUUUUUUGUUUGUUUGUUUUU
Messenger RNA from Haplochromis burtoni (Burton's mouthbrooder), 2601 nucleotides. RefSeq names its product wingless-type MMTV integration site family, member 5a (gene wnt5a). NCBI's taxonomy places the organism in Eukaryota, Metazoa, Chordata, Actinopteri, Cichliformes, Cichlidae. Bases 1123 to 2259 code for a protein of 378 amino acids. The transcript has 5 exons. The record is from RefSeq and is a predicted model, not a curated record. Gene Ontology annotation, molecular function: cytokine activity; frizzled binding. Gene Ontology annotation, cellular component: extracellular region. Gene Ontology annotation, biological process: multicellular organism development; canonical Wnt signaling pathway; cell fate commitment.